Messenger RNA from Jatropha curcas, 1382 nucleotides. Its product is annotated as F-box protein CPR1. Gene Ontology annotation, molecular function: protein binding. The record is from RefSeq and is a predicted model, not a curated record. Lineage: Eukaryota; Viridiplantae; Streptophyta; Magnoliopsida; Malpighiales; Euphorbiaceae.
AUUUAAUCCCGAGAGUUUAUUUGUCGCUCAACACUGUCUUUUCGAGCCAAUAUAAAUACUGCCUGCCUAUAGAAGCUGAAAACCCAAAAUUCCAAACCCUAAAAUCCCAACCCCAAAUCUUGCUAUGGCUAUGGAAAAACAAACGACAGUGAAAACACUUCCAGCAGACUUAGUGUCCGAGAUUUUCCUGUGGCUGCCAGUGAAGUCUCUCUUGCGUUUCAGAGGCGUUUCGAAAUCAUCGUGCAGCAUGAUCGAUGACCCAAAUUUUAUCAAGCAACAUCUCGAGAGAUCCAUGGAAACCAAAACAAAUCGCAAAUUGAUAAUCCAGGAAGGAAAAGAAAACGAUAGCCCGUAUGUGCCUGAGGAAAUUUAUGCCAUAAAUUUUGAUAAGGAACCCCAAGAACCCAGGUUGCUCAAUCACCCAUAUGAAGAAAGGUUAGACACGAUAAUAUAUGGUUCUUGUAAUGGUUUACUUCUCUUAUUCAUAAAUGAGAGACUUGCUUUAUGGAAUCCAUUCACUAGGCAGUGUAAGAAGCUACCUCUUUCUCCUCUUUGUCUAUGGAACUGUGCAUUUGGAUUAGGCUAUGAUUAUGCCAGCGAUGACUACAAAGUUGUGAAAAUUUCAGUGGAUUCUAAACCAAAUCGACUUUGGGUUUUCAGUUUGAAAUCCAAUUCUUGGAGGAGCCUUCCGGAUUUCCCUUACACUGAUUAUUCCAUAUCUUCCAUUCUUAGUGGAGGAUUCUUAGCUAACGGUGCCUUGCACUGGCUAUUGUUGGAAAAAAAUGGGCCGGAGGUAAUCAUUGCUUUUGAUCUAGCUAAUGAGACGUUUUGCGUGGUGCCACAACCUGUGUACGGCCCUCGACCGAGUAGCCAUCAACCAAUUACAGAUUUGCACGUUUUAGAAGGUUGCCUCUGUAUGAGCAAAAUAACUUAUGUGGGAAACGACUGUGAACAUGAAGAGUUCGACCGUUCACAGUUUUUUGAGCUCUAUGUUAGAGAAAACCAUGGAAUUGGGUUUAUUUGGAGAAAAUUAUAUGCUGAUUUUCAAGGGCUGUUUGACCUGCAACCUUUAGCAUACUCAAGCUUCAACCUCUGGUUACUUGAUACAGAGGGGAAGGAAAUUAUUUGUUAUGACCUCCAUGAGAAGAGAGACGAAAGGGUUCAGAUUAGUAUUGAUCUGCCUUAUGAGUACAAUUCUUUCGUCUGUUGGGAAAGUCUUGUGCCACUUGGUGAUGGAAGUGAAUUCGACGGAGAUAUUUCUUGGGAAACUCCAAAUUAUUGGGAAUUUGAUGAUAUAAGUUCAGAAUAAGUAUAGCAUUCACUUAGGAGAAUUUAUGUUUAUUUUUGUCAAAAUAACUGUUUUCCUUGUAAUUCUAAAUAUU